This is a messenger RNA of Lotus japonicus, 1947 nucleotides long. RefSeq names its product protein DETOXIFICATION 51-like. Gene Ontology annotation, molecular function: xenobiotic transmembrane transporter activity; antiporter activity. The transcript has a single exon. Bases 294 to 1796 code for a protein of 500 amino acids. The record is from RefSeq and is a predicted model, not a curated record. Gene Ontology annotation, biological process: xenobiotic detoxification by transmembrane export across the plasma membrane. Gene Ontology annotation, cellular component: membrane. Lineage: Eukaryota; Viridiplantae; Streptophyta; Magnoliopsida; Fabales; Fabaceae.
UCCUCACUCAGAAACUGUAAUUAGUUUCUUCGUGUACCUAUUUACUCACUCACUCACUACUAUUUGAGUUUGGUUUUUAGUCACUUUGGCUCUGUCCCUCCCAUUUUGAAAACCCAAGAGAGAUAGAAAAGCCACAUUACCCAAAAAACACACAGAGUGCUCUUUACGAGAGUAUCUCUUCAGUCUUCACACCUCACUCUCUCCCUGCCACUUUCUCUCCUCCAAGAACCACACCACCACCAUUAACAUUUCCAUCAUCUCAUUCAUUCACUAUCCAUAACACAUACACCAACAUGUGCAUAUCAAAAACAGAGGACUUAAGGUUUCUGUCUGGCACUGAAAAGACAUGUUCAUCUUCAUGUUCAGCCAUUGUGUCAGAGGUGAAAUCCCUCAUGGUGCUAGCUUUCCCUAUAGCACUAACCGCUCUCAUUUAUUACUCCCGCUCCAUCGUCUCCGUCCUCUUCCUCGGCCACCUCGGUGACCUCGAACUCGCCGCCGGCUCCCUCGCCAUGGCCUUUGCCAACAUCACCGGCUACUCAGUCCUCUCCGGCCUCUCCCUCGGCAUGGAACCCCUCUGCUCUCAAGCCUUCGGAGCAAAUCGCCCCAAGCUUCUCUCAUUGACCCUGCAUCGCUGCGUUCUGUUCCUGUUAGCAUGCUCUGUUCCCAUCUCGUUCCUCUGGCUCAACAUGAAAAAGAUAAUGUUCUUACUGCACCAGCAACCUCAAAUCAUAACAAUGGCACAAACUUACCUCAUUUUCUCCCUCCCUGACCUCAUCACAAACUCGUUCCUCCACCCAAUUCGCAUUUACCUCCGAUCACAGGGCAUCACCCGACCCGUCACAAUAGCAUCCCUCGCCGCCACUCUUCUGCAUUUCCCCUUCAACUACCUCCUCGUGACCCGGCGAGGCUUCGGAGUCGCCGGCGUCGCCGCCGCAUCCGCCGCCUCAAACUUCUCCGUCGUCCUCUUCCUCUUCGUGUACAUGCAAGUCACCGAGAACAACCUUACCUAUUGGAGCAGGGACUGCCUCUCCGGCUGGAAGCCACUGCUCCGCCUCGCCGCGCCGAGCUGCGUCUCUGUUUGCUUAGAAUGGUGGUGGUACGAGAUCAUGAUCGUGUUCUCCGGCCUCCUGGUGGACCCCACCGCAACCGUCGCUUCCAUGGGGAUCCUCAUCCAAACCACCUCGUUCAUCUACGUCUUCCCUUCCUCUCUCGGGUUCGCAGUCUCAACCCGGGUCGGGAACGAGCUCGGGGCGAACCGGCCUUUUAAAGCCAAGCUCUCCGCCGUCGUUGCCGUUUUUUUCGCCGUCCUCAUGGGCUUCUCGGCGCUGGUGUUCGCCGCCGGGAUGAGACACCUCUGGGGGAAAAUGUUUACCGCCGACGAGGAUAUCUUACAGCUGACGGCGGCGGCACUGCCGAUUCUGGGGCUGUGCGAGCUCGGGAACUGCCCGCAGACGGUGGGGUGCGGGGUGGUUAGGGGGACGGCGCGGCCGAGCGUGGCGGCGAACGUGAACCUGAGCGCGUUUUAUCUGGUGGGGAUGCCGGUGGCGGUUGGUCUUGGGUUUUGGCUCGGUGUUGGGUUUCGUGGGCUUUGGUUGGGCCUGCUUUCGGCCCAGGUAUGCUGCGCGGGGCUGAUGUUGUAUGUGAUAGGGACCACUGAUUGGGAGUGUGAAGCCCAGCGGGCCCAGCUGCUGACAUUGGUUGAUUACACGGAUGAUGAUGAAUCGGACGGUGUUGAUUACAGAAAGAUCGACGACGUGGAAAAACUGCCGUUGACCGAUAUUCUUACGGUGAAUUGAUCCUCAUGCUGCUGAUAGUGUAAUGUGUUUUUUGUUUUGUAAUUUUCCAAAGAAAAAAGAAAGAAGGAAGUGAAUUGCGAGUAUUUUUUCCAACUCUUUUUGUUUUUGAACUAGAUAAAUAUACAGAAAAUUUCAAUUGUGAAUUUGAUCA